GCGCGGCCCAGGGUGAUAGGCGUGGCCGGGGCGGUGCUUGCCAGGAAAUGGCGACGGUCGCAGUAAACAGUGCCAAGCGGGGCCUGCGGACAGAGCUGAAGCAGCGCUUGAGGGCCUUGAGCGCGGAGGAACGGCGGCGCCAGUCUCGCCUCCUCACACAGAAGGUAAUUGCCCACAGUCAGUAUCAAAAUUCCAAAAGAAUUUCCAUCUUUCUGAGCAUGCAAGAUGAAAUUGAGACGGAAGAAAUCAUCAAGGACAUUUUCAAACAAGGCAAAAUCUGCUUCAUCCCUCGGUACCAAUUCCAGAGCAAUCACAUGGACAUGGUGAGAUUAGUAUCACCUGAAGAAAUCGCUUUACUUCCUAAGACAUCUUGGAAUAUUCAUCAGCCUGGUGAGGGAGAUGUUCGGGAGGAGGCCUUAUCCACUGGUGGACUUGACCUCAUCUUCCUUCCUGGCCUCGGAUUUGACAAAGAUGGCAACCGGCUAGGGCGGGGUAAGGGGUACUAUGACACCUACCUGAAGCGCUGUGUACAGCAUCAGGAAGUGAAGCCCUACACCAUGGCUUUGGCUUUCAAAGAGCAGAUGUGUCCCCAGGUUCCAGUGGAUGAGCAUGACAUGAAGGUAGAUGAAGUCCUUUACGAAGACUCCCCAGCAUCUUAAGUUACACCACGGCAGCCACACUUACUGCUCCGGACUGGUGUAAAGAAAAUAUGUGUAUUUUCCUCUUGUCAAAAAUGAGUCAAAAUGGCACAUUAAAGUGAAUAUGGGUUGUGAUUUUUAGUGUAAAAAUAAAAUAAUAUAAAAUCCUCUUUAGAAAUCAAUAGAAAUGUUACUAUUAGAAUAUUAAUGCAAAUGGAGGUGGAAACCCAGUGGUUUUCAGCUUAGCUUUCUGGUGUUAAGAUGGUAAGUUGACCUUUCUGUCUUCUAAUUUAAAUUAGAUAUUUGUGAGUAUUAGAGAAACAGAAAUUGGGUGUGAAUGAAGGCACUGUUUCUUAAUAUCCAGUCUUAGGCCUGAUUGCUCUGGCAUAUGGAGACUCAGCUGUUAUUAAUUGGUUUGGCAGUACUUGGUAUGGAAAGUUAUUAUACCGCCUAAUCAUGACUUCAUUUACUCA
Apodemus sylvaticus (European woodmouse) is the source of this 1111-nucleotide messenger RNA. RefSeq names its product methenyltetrahydrofolate synthetase (gene Mthfs). NCBI's taxonomy places the organism in Eukaryota, Metazoa, Chordata, Mammalia, Rodentia, Muridae. Gene Ontology annotation, molecular function: 5-formyltetrahydrofolate cyclo-ligase activity. The coding region runs from base 48 to 659 and encodes 203 amino acids. The record is from RefSeq and is a predicted model, not a curated record. Gene Ontology annotation, cellular component: mitochondrion. The transcript is spliced from 3 exons. Gene Ontology annotation, biological process: folic acid-containing compound biosynthetic process; tetrahydrofolate interconversion.